GGAAGAAAACAGGGUUGUUCUCUCUCUGUCUUCUUCCAGGCAGCGUUGAAUUCUAGAGUGAGAAAAGAAAAAGAUAGAAAAUUUCAUUCUGUUAUUUGUUGGAGAAGAAGGGAUUUUUUUUUUUAUUUUUUUAUUUUUGGAUAGACAAGGUCUCUUUCAGAAGAGCUUUGACUCUUCCAGCUCUUUCAUUUUAUAGUGGCAUUUUUUCUCAUACUUUGAAUUCAUCGUUUCCCAUUCAUCCAAAACUCUUCAUUUCUCUGCCAUUAAAAUUCUUUUUCAAAGUUUUUCAGCUCCAAAACCCAUCUGGGUUUUUCCCUGUGUUCUCCUCUCAGAUCCGAAAAUCCCAAGGAAAUUCCAGGUAGCAGUUUUAGCUCAUGGGUAAUUGUUGUGCAACCCCUAGUUCUUUAUCUGAAUCUGAGAAGAAAAAAGGGAGAAACAAGAACACGGCCAAUCUUUUUUAUGGUGAGGAUUAUGCUGUGACCAAUGGAUCUGGAGCUAACUGGGUGUUGAAGGACCCCACUGGUCGUGAUAUUUCAUCUCAUUGUGAUCUAGGACGUGAGCUGGGACGUGGUGAAUUUGGUGUAACAUAUUUGUGCACGGAUGUAAAGUCCGGGGACAAGUUUGCUUGUAAGUCGAUUUCAAAGAAGAAGCUUAGGACUGCAGUGGAUAUAGAGGAUGUGAAGAGGGAGGUAGAGAUAAUGAAGCAUUUACCUAAGCACCCGAAUAUUGUUUCACUGAAGGAUACUUAUGAGGAUGACGGUGCUGUGCACAUUGUGAUGGAACUUUGUGAGGGGGGAAAGCUUUCUGAUAGGAUUGUUGCAAGAGGGCAUUACACUGAGCGAGCUGCUGCUGUGGUCAUGCGGACUAUUGUAGAAGUUGUUCAGGUUGAAAUUUUGAUUCACUUUUCUUUUUUUCUUGUUAAAUUGACAGAUCUUUCAUUUCAUUUUAUUUUUCUUCUCUUGAGUUUGAUAUUUAAUGUGUUGUGAUAGGCUCUUUUUGCACUAGAUGGGAUUUUAUUAUUUUCCCUGAUCAUCAGAGUCUUAUUUUUCAAUUAGAAAGAUUCCUAGUUCUUGCAUGAUAUUGGAUUGUGACAAUUUUAUGUGAAAAGCCACUUUUUUCUGUCAAAUUUUGAACUAAAAGUUGUUGUCACUUAUAAAGAUUUCACCUUGAUCGAUAUUUCUCUUUUGGCAGUCCUGGCAUUAGCUUAUGGUUCUGGUAGUUAUUUUUAAGAUAAAUUAGGUGCCUUCAUAAUAGCUAAUACGCAAUCUUUACUGGCAUCAUUCCUAUGUCUAUCCAACUCUUGUAGUUCACUUGUUAAAAGCUUUAGUUGGAAGUUUCUGUUGCUGCCUCUGAUUUCUUUUCUUUUUCUAGUUCUUAUCUGUACUUAUUAAUUAUUCCCUCUUUCCAAGGUUUGUUUGUUUUUCCCUUUAGUUUGGAAGCUCUCAUUGGAACCUCCUUCUUUUUCUUCUUCUUCCCUUUUUUUUUUCGCAACAAAAAGUAGGAAUUGGAAGUGGAACCUUUUUCAAUGGCUACAUUUUAAGGCUAGACUACUUUAGUUG
This is a messenger RNA of Rubroshorea leprosula, 1559 nucleotides long. The record is from the annotation of a GenBank genome assembly. Lineage: Eukaryota; Viridiplantae; Streptophyta; Magnoliopsida; Malvales; Dipterocarpaceae.